Messenger RNA from Anopheles nili, 2421 nucleotides. RefSeq names its product serine/threonine-protein kinase Nek8. Gene Ontology annotation, biological process: protein phosphorylation. The record is from RefSeq and is a predicted model, not a curated record. Lineage: Eukaryota; Metazoa; Arthropoda; Insecta; Diptera; Culicidae. The transcript is spliced from 8 exons. Gene Ontology annotation, molecular function: protein kinase activity; ATP binding.
AUGGAGCUAAAAGAAAUUCGACGACCAUACACUAUUAAACCAAGUACCGGACAAACAGAAUCUACUGGUGAACUAUCAAUGAUGAGUCGAUUCCACAGCGUUUCCCUGACGGAGAAAAAUCGGGUAGAAAGAAUCACAAACUCGAACGAAGUAUCCAACAGCCAAGAUAAGGAACAGCACCACGUCCUCGAGCUCCCCGGAUACAGAAGGAUACGGCCCGUAGGUCAGGGUUCCUUCGGUGUAGCUAUCCUGUACGACAGGCAAUCGGAUGGGCAACAGGUGGUCAUGAAGCAAAUAACGCUCAGUGAUCUCGCAAAACCGGAACGAGAAAUGGCCAUGAAUGAGGUGGAAGUGUUUUCUAAGCUUCAUCAUCCCAACAUCAUCUCCUAUCUUGGUUCGUUCGUGCGGGGUGACAUAUUACUGAUCGAAAUGGAGUUCGCAGAUGGCGGUACGCUCGCGCAAAUGUUGACCAAACGCAGCCAGGGCGAAUCGCUGCCGGAACGCUUCGUGUUGAACAUCUUCGAGCAGUUGAUCAGCGCCAUCAACUAUAUGCAUUCGCAGAAUAUACUGCAUCGUGAUCUAAAAACUGCCAACGUAUUUCUGCACGGUAGGGGCACGGUGAAGGUUGGUGAUUUUGGUAUCUCAAAAAUCAUGAACACAAACGUGCACGCCCAAACAGUGUUGGGAACACCGUAUUACUUUAGCCCAGAAAUGUGCGAAGGCAAGGCGUACGAUGAGAAGAGUGAUAUCUGGGCCCUCGGAUGCAUUCUUGGUGAAAUGUGCUGCCUACAGAAGGCCUUCACAGCGACGAACCUCUCGGAACUGGUGUCCAAGAUUAUGACGGCAGAAUAUGUCCCAUUGCCCGAUGGGUACUCUCAAUCGUUGCGCCACGUUUUGGGGUUGAUUUUUCAAAUUGAACCGAUUGCGCGCCCAUCCGCCAAAGAACUGUUGCAACAUUGGAUUCCUGUGAUCUAUCGAAAUCUGGAUUCCACUGAGAGGUAAGCAUUGGCCAACAGCUCAUUUCAGAUGGAAUGCCAGCCUCCUGCAUUAGGAAACGAUCGUGUGUCAUCAAAAUCGAUGCUUCAAACACAGAAACCCGUUCUAGGACAUAAUUCCAUUGCGAAUAGUCUUAUCGAUGGAGCCACAACCUUGGUUGCAGCAGAUGUAAACCAGAAUCCACCGAUCGAGCGCACUGUGUUGUAUCAACUGCACUCCUUCGGUACAUCUUCGUCAAUGGCACCGUUGCAUCUGCCACCUACAAUGAGGAUCAAGCAAAUUGCAAGCCGUGGGCAACAUUUUAUAGCAGUAAUGGAAGAGGGAACCGUGUACAGCUGGGGAGAAGGUGAUAAAGGUCAACUCGGACAUGACGCCCUCGAGACAUGGCACCACAUCCCGAUGAGGAUCGACGCCAUCAAGCAGCAUAAAGUAGUUUGCGCUGCAGUCGGCGAGGGCUUCACAAUCUUCUGCACAGCCUCGGGAGCUUUACUAGCUUGUGGUGACAACAGCCACGGAUGUCUCGGGCAGGGUAACAAGACAUCACUUUUGCUUCCCAAACCAAUUGGAAAGCUUGAACACACACCCAUCGUGCAAGUGGCCAGUGGAACGACACACGUGUUGGCCCUCACCGAGGGUGGCAUCGUAUAUAGCUGGGGCACCAGCAACAGCGGUGCGCUGGCACUGGGCAAGCGUAUUCAAGUCGCCCUGGAACCGGAACGCGUCAUCUUGCCACAGCUGGUGCAGAAUGUUCGAGAGCUGCACGCCGGACCGGACUGUACGAUUCUCAUCACCCGCCAGGGGGAUUGCUAUUGUUGCGGUAGCAACACCGGAAAUCGGCUCGGGUUGGGGCGGAAAGUCUCGGGAACGACCACAUUGCGCAAGAUCCUGCUUCAGGCUAGUCGCCCCAAAAUCCUGACAGUUAGCGUGUCGGACACUCACGCCACGUUCCUGAUCGAGGGUGGCUAUUUGGUGACACUCGGGGAUAACUCCAGCGGCCAACGUGGUGUAGGCCAUCAGUACGAGCUGCCUCAGCCUUCGAUCAUACGUCAGCUGCAAUCGCGGUACAUUGUGAAUGUAAAAUGCUGCCAAACGUACACUGUUGCUACUACCGAUGAUAAUUGCAUCAUACUCUGGGGUACUCGUUUGGGAACACCGGAUGGAAAUGAAAAUCCUAGUGGAUCACACGCUAGAAACAAUAAUGCUGAGCGAUGUUCCCUGGCAACAAUUGCGAACAGUACGAUGGCACUGGCAAAUAUUCUAACAUCCAUCUACAAGCAUGAAACGAUCCUCGAUCCGUCCGAUGUUUUGGCUUUGUACUCCUCGAAGGAGCAACAAAGCAUAGGUCUGUACGCAAAGCUGCUCGACGUUCAUCCCUUACAGCACAGCAUACUGGUGUUGGUCGAAACCAACUGUCCGUUGGCGUAA